AUGGAUCAACAGUUCAUUUUUGACCUUGAUGCAGCAGGCCCCAACAUGCCGGCGACAACAAGGAGAAUAGAUCGAACAUCAUCGGUUUACGAUGUUUGUUUAUGGCUGCAAGAAAACCAGUUCCCGGGAGGAACUGUGGACGCGUUCAGAGACAAUUUAGUUGACGGGAGUGUGGUCCAUUCUCUGAAAGAACAUCAGAUAAGAGAGCUGAUCCCACAACUUGGAGUCCGUGUGAAAUUCGAAGAGCUGCAUCAGCAAAUGUUGGGUUCACCAACACCCACUGUUAGAUAUGACUAUGAGACAGCGGAAACUGACUCCCAGGUUUCACUUGAUGCAACACUAUCGGAGAUCCUGAGCAGCUCCCAAACUGUAAUUGAGGGAUUUGAAAGUCCGGCAUCGUUUGAUAUAAGCCCAAUAGCAUAUAAGCUAGCAUUGUCACCAGCACCCAGUUCGAGUUGUUCAUUUUCCAUAUCAACUGAUUUUCCAAGGAGUGCGACGUUCGCUACCCCAACGAUCAGUCGUCCAGCCGCUGCAGCAGGCUGUGCAGCCUCCAGUCCAACCGAGGUGAUAUAUCAGCCUCUACCGCCUUCAAAGCCUUCGACUUUCCAGACAUGCCAGAUCCCUGGUCCUCCGGAGACACUACCAAGGCCGCUAUCUUUGCCGAACUUUAGUGCUCGCCUAAAAGACAGUAUAACGGCAGGAAAGCUGGGGCUGGAUUCGUCGGUAAAUAACCUUUUCAUCGUGGAAUGUGUGAACUAUUUCACCAGUUUCAAAUCGAAUCUCGCCAAGGACUAUACAGAAAUAGCCGAAAAGAUUGUGACAGAAUACCCUGUCCUGGGUGACCCGUUUGGAAAAAAUAAAUGGGAUUCCAUCCGAGAAAAAUUCAUCAAUGCUGUUCUCUAUAGGCGAAAGACGCCUAGGGCGAAACGUGACCAAAUGGAGAAGCCUGGGAAAAGGAGGCAGAAAGUUCUUCCCGACCACAGUUAUGGAGAAAAUGUCAAGUUACCUAAGACCGAACUACAGAAACUGUCCCCUAAGAAGUCGACGGUGAAGGCUUUGCUGGAGGCAACAUACACCAGCCGGAGGGAUUGGAUUACCUCUACACCCUCACCGUGA
Molecule: messenger RNA, 1116 nt
Organism: Lineus longissimus
Lineage: Eukaryota; Metazoa; Nemertea; Pilidiophora; Heteronemertea; Lineidae
Exons: 5
Coding region: 1-1116 (371 amino acids)
Source: RefSeq, a predicted model, not a curated record